Molecule: messenger RNA, 1158 nt
Organism: Synchytrium microbalum
Lineage: Eukaryota; Fungi; Chytridiomycota; Chytridiomycetes; Synchytriales; Synchytriaceae
Exons: 7
Coding region: 1-1158 (385 amino acids)
Cellular component (GO): plasma membrane
Source: RefSeq, a predicted model, not a curated record
AUGCCAGCGGAUUGGACUCUGAUCUUCCCAAUGAUUACUGGCUCCACAAUGGCAAUCCAGGCAGCUACUUUUGGGGCAGGCUUCUUCUCAUUCGUAACGGGGCUACCAAUUCUAUUCAUCGUUUGGAUGAUCAUGUCGAGAGGACAGUUUGAUUUCACAUCCUUGACCAAUGCCGAGUGGUGGUCAUACAUGGGUGGCUUCCUCGGAAACGUAUACAUGAUUAUGAUGUGUUUCCUCAUCCCACGACUUGGAGGUGCUAUCGUCUUAGGAACAUCAGUAGUCUCACAGCUCGUUACCGCAAUCAUCUUGGAUAAUUUUGGAUUGCUUUAUAUACCCCAACGGCCUUGUACGCCGUUACGUGGGAUUGGAAUAUCGCUUGCGCUGUUAGGAAAUGUGGGGAUUAUGUUGGCGUCAUUAGCAUAUGAACGGAGACUUGUUGCUGCUUUACCGAGAGAAGAGGAGGUUAAGAUUGAUUGCUCUGUUGCUGAGGAAGUUGUGGAUGCUACUAAUAGUAUACGACCGUCGUCGGUACUGGAAACUGAUGCUGAAGAAGGAGAUUUGUCUAUAAGGCGGCAGCAACAGUCUCCUAAACAUAAUGAAGCGAAUGGAAGUGCGACCCCUGCAUUGACGAAUGGGUCUAUAAGGAAUAGUCAAGCUAGCCCACCGUCCAAUCAUGUCUUGUCAAUACCCAUUGCCCUGCCGUCCGUGCUGGAUUGGAGGCUAGUGUUUUCAGUUGCCGGUGGAACAUGCUUAGCUUUGCAGGCGGCGGCCAAUGGAAGACUUGGACUGGUCACGAAUAGCAGACCAUUUGCUGCUCUUACAUCUAUAUUCCUUGGAUGUUUCCCACUAUGCUUCUUGUAUCUUUGGGAUUCUAAUAUGACGAGGACGACUGAUUUUAGACGCAUUUGGAAGAAUGGGAAAUGGUGGAUGUUUCUUGGAGGGCAAUAUGGAGCACUUUAUAUGCUUUCAACGUCGUUUCUGGUUCAAAGGCUGGGGACUGCUAUAAUGCUAGGAGUGUCUGUAACUUGUAUGCUUUUUAUGGCUACUGUUUUGGAUCAUUUUGGAGUCCUGAAUCUGCAGAGGAGACCUGCUACAAUUGGUCGUAUCGUUGGCGUUUUGAUGAUGGCUGUCGGGAUUAUCCUCGUUGCCAUCUUCUAG